Messenger RNA from Calypte anna (Anna's hummingbird), 777 nucleotides. It is a transcript of the gene AQP8, whose product is annotated as aquaporin 8. Gene Ontology annotation, molecular function: water channel activity. Gene Ontology annotation, biological process: transmembrane transport; water transport. The record is from RefSeq and is a predicted model, not a curated record. Bases 1 to 777 code for a protein of 258 amino acids. Lineage: Eukaryota; Metazoa; Chordata; Aves; Apodiformes; Trochilidae. Gene Ontology annotation, cellular component: plasma membrane. The transcript is spliced from 5 exons.
AUGGCCACUGCUGAGCGUGGUGUCCCCUUUCAGAAGGAGGCAAGGAUGGACAUGGAGCCCAAGCCCAAGCCCUUGCAGCCUCACUGGUACGAGAGCCACCUCCAGCCCUGCCUGGCAGAGCUGCUGGGCACUCUGCUCUUCAUCUUCCUGGGCUGCCUCUCGGUGCUGGAGGAUGAGGAGGGCACGGGGAGGUUGCAUCCUGCCCUGGUACACGGGCUGGCCCUGGCAUCCACCAGCACCAUCGUUGCAGACAUCAGUGGAGCCCACUUCAACCCCGCCGUGUCCUUGGCCGUGUGGCUGCUGGGAGGGAUGAACACCACCAUGCUAAUCCCUUACUGGGGCUCCCAGCUCUGCGGGGGGAUGAUAGGAGCCGGCUUGGCAAAGGCAGUGGUGCCGAGCGAGCGCUACCUCAGCACCAAGGGAGGAGCCCCCGGCAGCAUCGCGGGUGAUGGGCAGAUCCCCGGCGCCCUGGUGGGGGAGGUGGUGAUGACCACCACCCUGCUCCUGGUGGUCUGCAUGGGGGGUGUCAACGGCAGGACCAGGACCCCACUGGUGCCUCUGCACAUCGGCUUCGUGGUCACGGCUGCCAUUCUGGCAGGGGGCGGCGUGUCCGGAGCCUGCAUGAACCCUGCCCGAGCCUUCGGGCCAGCUGUGGUGGCGAACUACUGGGAUUACCACUGGGUGUACUGGGUCGGGCCCAUGGUCGCUGCCCUCCUCAGCGGUGCGCUGAUGAGACUCCUGAUGGGUGACCGGACCACCCGCCUGUUCCUGAAGUGA